This is a messenger RNA of Musa acuminata subsp. malaccensis (wild Malaysian banana), 1444 nucleotides long. The record is from RefSeq and is a predicted model, not a curated record. NCBI's taxonomy places the organism in Eukaryota, Viridiplantae, Streptophyta, Magnoliopsida, Zingiberales, Musaceae.
UUCAGAAAUCACAAAACAGAAAACAAAAACAAAAAAACAGAAGCGAAAUGAAGGCGAUCGGCGUCGGGAGGAGGCCUUCACCGUCUUCUCCUAUCCUCCCCCAUCACUCAUCGAGCCAGAAGAAGCUUGCACGAGCGCGAUUACUCCGCAUCCCCUCCAAGAGGUCGCUCCUUCGCCUCCUCCUCCUCUUCGCCGUCCUCGCUCUCGCCCCACCCCUCUACUUCCACUUCCGCCUCCGCCGAUUCCAACAGAUGCGAUCGAGGAAGUGCGGGUGGUUGGAAAGUCCUCCCCUUGUCUGUGCUCAUGGAGGCGAUUCGAGCAAGGCCGUCCCCAACACCAUGGAUGCUUAUCGCGUCGCCAUCGAUUCUCGAGUGGAUUGCAUAGAAAUAGAUGUCUCUCGUUCUUCAGAUGGGGUGCUGUUUGCGCUGCAUGAUCGGGAUCUGCAGAGGAUGUCUGGUAAUAGUACUGCAAAAGUUGGCUACAUGAACAUGAAUCAGAUAAAGGAACUGGAUGCAGGCCUUCAGUUUGCACAAGAAUUUCACAACCAAAAAGUUCCUACAGCUGAAGAUGCAUUGGCGACAAUAGCAAACUCAAUUAGGCAGGUCAUUGUGGAUGCAAAAGUCGGCCCACCAUUGUAUGAGAAAGGCCUAGCAAAGGACAUACUGUCAAUUGUGAAGAGAACGCAAUGCAGAAAUUGCCUUGUCUGGGCAAAGAGUGACGUCUUGGCAAAUGAUGUUAUCAAGCUAUCACAAGAAGUUGGGGUGGGAUACAUUGUUAUGAGUGAUCCUUCUACUGGUGCAAGAAGCAAACUUUUGAGAAUGAAAGGUGCUGCAGUUGUGGGCGUCUACCAUCCUUUGGUUGAUGAGGAACUUGUCAGAAUUUUGCAUGGGGAGGGCAAGAAAGUCUAUGCUUGGACUGUCGAUGACGCUGGGUCCAUGCAAAGAAUGCUGUUUGAGCAUGUUGACGCCAUCAUCACGAGCAAUCCGUCCCUCCUUCAGGGCAUCAUGCAGGACAUGAAAACAGAAUGUCUACAGGGCUUUGGCUAUCCCAUGAUUUGUUUGACUUCAUGAAGAUCCAGAUCUAAGAACUUGUGAAAUCAUAUUGGGGGGUGUUUCCAUGGUUGGAUGCAAUGACUAUAGGGGAAGCCUUGUCAAAGGGGGAUUGUUGAGUUUGAGGCUUUAUUGUUCUUUCACCAGGUUUGUUCUUACAACUCGUGGACCCUUGAGCAUUCAGAUCUUAUGAUAAUCAGGAUUUUGAUUACAUUGAUCGAGACUUGUGACAUCUGCCGAUGCUUGUGGUUGCAGUCCUUUGAAGUGUUCAUAUUCACUAUAAGGUUUCAAAUUGAAGUCUACAAUAAGAAGGUUACUUUUGUUGCUUACAAAACAACAAAUUGGAGCUCCUAACUCAAAUGUGUUGUACAAUUAGUUUCUUGGGCAACCCAACU